Capsicum annuum is the source of this 1549-nucleotide messenger RNA. RefSeq names its product UPF0481 protein At3g47200. The transcript is spliced from 3 exons. The coding region runs from base 149 to 1504 and encodes 451 amino acids. The record is from RefSeq and is a predicted model, not a curated record. Lineage: Eukaryota; Viridiplantae; Streptophyta; Magnoliopsida; Solanales; Solanaceae.
UUAACAUUUAUUCUUUACCAUGGAAGCAAGGCUUAUAUUAUUCCUUAAUAAUAAUCCUUUAAAAAUGUUGCCUCCUUCAUGAACCAUUGUCAAAUUAAACAUCUAAGUACCACAAUUCCUAAUCCUAAUACUGGGAAGUAUAAAGAAAAUGACAUUAAAAUCUAAAAUGGUGGACAUUAAAGUGUCAAGACAAUCAACUAUAUCAAGAAGACGUCAAAUACCAAAAGUUCCAUUAUUCAUGAGAAUUGAAAAUCAGAAAAGUGAUGACUAUGAUCCUAAAGUUGUUUCAUUAGGACCUUAUCACCAUGGAAAGUUAGAACUAAAUUUUGUUGAAGAUUUCAAGCCAAAAGCUCUAGAAAUGUUCAUUCAUGGAAGUGACAAAAAUGAAGACUUCUUCCUUGAAGAAAUUCAAAGGGAGAUUGAUGAUUUUAAAAGUUGUUACCUCGAUGAAUUCGCGAAUAAGUAUAGCGACUAUGAAUUUGCGCGAAUGAUGCUCCUUGACGCGUGUUUCAUACUGAAUGAUAUCGAGAUAUCAACAAGGUGUACACCAGAUUCCGCUUCUAAACAGAGCAACACUAUCAAGCAUCUCGGCAUUGCAGUUUAUUUGAUCACUAGACGCGACUUAUACUUGCUCGAAAAUCAGGUACCUUUUCGAGUUCUCAAACUCCUGGUUAAGUUGAGAUAUGGCGACGAUCAAGGUAGUGUCUUUCAUCCAUUUGAAGAGAAGGUAAAAAGCUAUUGCUCACAAAUGUUUUUCAAUAAGCAAGAGGAGAUCAAAACACAAGAAAACGCGGUAACUGAGACAGAACCGCCUCACCUUCUUGAAGUUUUUCGUAAAGUACUUGUCCAUGGCACUGACGAUGAUGUCAGACAACCGCGUAGUAGCUAUGACUUUCGCGGUUUUUGGAGGAGAAAAUAUGCAGUACACAAACCAGCAUUGCUCACAAAUGUGUUUUGUUCAGUGAUGGAUUUGAAAUCAAAAGGGAUACAUUUUAGACCAAGUGGUAUUGAUUCACUAAAAGGUGUGAGAUUUACAUCUCAUUAUUACUAUGCAAAACUAAAACUCCCAUGUUGGUAUGUUUCAACAUACACUAAAGUAUUCUUCAUGAACAUGAUAGCAUACGAAUUGUGUCCGAAUGGUCCAGUUGAUAGAGCAGUUGUAUCAUACAUAAACUUCAUGAAAUCACUAGUGAUAACAGCAAAUGAUGUGAAAGAAUUGAGAGAACAAAGGAUAAUAUUCAACACAUUGGGCAGUGAUGAAGAGGUUGUACAAGUUUACAAAGGAUUAAAAACAUAUGAGGCAGAUGAUCCAUUACUUUUCAAGAAAGUGAAGAGGAAUAUUCAACAACAUUAUAAUAGCAAAGCGAAGACAUGGAUUGCUGAAUUAAUUGAUACAUAUUUUAAUAGUCCAUGGUCUUUAAUGGCUUUGGUUAUUACUGUUUUUCUUACUUUCUUGACUGUUGUUCAGACUUAUUAUGGCAGCCCAUUUUAUCAUUCUUCAUGAUCAUGAAUGAUAUAUAUAAUAACAACAACUAUUUAUUUCGUGUAA